AUGGCCAUGCAAUGCCAGUUAUGGAUGGGGAGCUUGGAGCCAAACAUGACAGAAAGCUUUAUUAUGGCUGCAUUCAACCGUAUGGGACAGCGGCCAUUAGCGGUAAAAGUUAUGAGAAACAAAUUUACAGGAGAACCAGCAGGCUAUGCGUUUGUUCAUUUCCAGACUGAUGACGAAGCUAUUGACGCUAUGCAUAAACUUAAUGGGAAGCCCAUACCUGGUACAUUCCCAGUUGUGAGAUUCAGACUGAAUACUGCUUCAAGAGAAGCACGCGCCAACAUGCAACAAGAACGUGAGUUUUCUGUGUGGGUUGGUGACCUGAGCCCUGAUGUUGAUGAUUAUUCACUAUAUAGGGUAUUUGCCGCAAAAUAUUCUUCAAUUAAAACUGCAAAAGUAAUAUUAGACAGCUCGGGAUACACAAAAGGCUAUGGUUUUGUAAGAUUUGGUAAUGAAGAGGAACAGAGAAAUGCCUUAUAUGCUAUGAAUGGGUACAACGGAUUGGGCACGAAACCAUUAAAGACUUGCACUGCAGUACCGAAACCAAAGAGUGCUAAUACAAAUCAGAAUCUAGCGUCGGCUCCCGCAGGCAAUGCUUCCUACAACAGUGGAACGGAGUACAACCAAUACUAUGAUCCGUCGGCAUAUUGGCAGAACUAUUCGGCGUGGUCGGGCUACUACGGGCAGGGCGAGCAGGGCCAGGCGGCCGCUGCCGCGCAGCCCGCGCCAGACGCCGCGCAGCCGCCCGCCGCACUCGUCAAGGCGCAAACCGACGAGUUGGCCUUAGUAGAACACAAAAGAACAAUCGACGUUGAUCUACUGAACCAAGAGUUCCUCGAUCCUGAGUUGUCACUGUGGGACAGUCUCGAAGCUUCGCAGUGGUUCCCCCACGAAGUUGUAGAAGCACAUUAG
Messenger RNA from Arctia plantaginis, 909 nucleotides. The record is from the annotation of a GenBank genome assembly. NCBI's taxonomy places the organism in Eukaryota, Metazoa, Arthropoda, Insecta, Lepidoptera, Erebidae.